This is a messenger RNA of Lampris incognitus (smalleye Pacific opah), 2779 nucleotides long. It is a transcript of the gene afg2b, whose product is annotated as AFG2 AAA ATPase homolog B. The transcript is spliced from 10 exons. NCBI's taxonomy places the organism in Eukaryota, Metazoa, Chordata, Actinopteri, Lampriformes, Lampridae. The record is from RefSeq and is a predicted model, not a curated record. Gene Ontology annotation, molecular function: ATP binding; ATP hydrolysis activity. The coding region runs from base 452 to 2695 and encodes 747 amino acids.
AAUAUGAGGUGUACAGCCAUCGGUUCCGAUUAGGUUAAGGAUAAUCAAGCGUCUCGUUGUUGUAUCGAACUCUGGCUAGGGGGAAACAGAUCUCGAUGGGGAAACACAGUUCGAUACAAGGCAGUCACUGAACUGCAGGGAGUGUAUUUUUGGAGCAAUGGGCGUUGUUUUCGGGAUAACGGGCUGUCGAACAAAUAGGCCUUUGGUCCAGUGGGACAUUUUCGGACUAUUGGGUUUCGAAGUAAUUGGCAAUCGGAACAAUGGCAUGGCACCCUAAAGUGAAUGCACAAAUAAAGCAUGCUAACCCCCCCCCCCCAUGUGUUUGUACAGGUGGUGCCGUGUAAUGCAGUCCUGUAAAACUCGGAAGUUUACUGCUCUUGUUGAAUGUAUUUGUGUCCCUAGUUUUCUGAUAUUGACACAAAUCAUCAGACCAGUGGCUGAAUGAUAAAGCAUGGCUCUGAGAGUAUUGUCAGUGGAUUCAGCAGAUCUGGGCACUCAGAGAUGCCGAAUGGGCCGUGGCUUGAUGUCAGCCCUAGGAUUGAACCUUGGCUCCCCUCUAAUGGUGUCUACUCCUGGGGGAACUUGCCUCUGUACGGCCUGGCCCAGAUCUGACCUGGCAGAGGGCUUCCUUCAGAUGGAUCUAAAAUGUUCCUCUCCCAGUCUGAUCUCUCAUCCACUCAAACAUCUCAAUCUCAACCCCAGCCAUCUCACACCUAUAACCUGUUCCAAGCUGAGAGGCAUCAAGGUGUCUGUGGUCAUCCAAAGUGCUGAGUUCAAGAAAGACGCACUUCCUCGCUAUGUUCAUGAGCUUCUCAAAGACAUGCUUAAAGGUUUAUAUGUGCACAAAAAACAUGUGAUAAACUUUGGAGACUUUGAUACAGAAAUUAAAUAUGCUGUUAUUGAGAGCAUCAACCCGGAUACUGCUGCUGCUGGAAGGAUCACAUCCAAGACCGGUGUGGAAAUAGUUGGCACCCAGACCCUCGGGCACUAUAAGAGGCAGCUACAGGACCAGCCCAUGGUUCCUCUGGGGGGACUGGAUGAGGUGAGUGCCUCCCUCAAAGAGAUGUUGCAGCUUCCCCUGUUCUAUUCAGGUACCCUAAAUUCUCUGGGUGUUUCCUGCCCCAGAGGUGUGCUUCUGGUGGGACCCCCAGGUGUGGGGAAGACCUUGCUGGUCCGCAGAGUGGCUGGAGAGGUGGGCGCCAGCCUGGUGGUGAUCAGAGGACCAGAGGUGGUGGGGUCUCGGCCAGGUGAGAGUGAGGAAACAUUGCGAGCCGUGUUUGCUCGGGCACGCACUGCGGCAGAGGAGGGUCUGUGUGUACUGUUCUUAGAUGAGUUGGACUCUUUGUUCCCAAGGAGAAUGGGCUCAUCCACUCCGGAGAACCGACUGGUUGCCCAGCUUCUUACCCUAAUGGACGGGAUGAACCAAUCUGAUCGUUUCCUCAUUGUCGGUGCGACUAACCAGCCAGACAGCCUGGACCCCGCACUACGCAGGCCCGGGCGGUUCGACAGAGAGGUCAUAAUAGGAGCGCCGACCUUGAAGCAAAGGAAGGCUAUCCUGUCUGUUCUUUGUGAGAGGAUGCCAGUGUGUCCCAGUGUGGACUUUGCAGAGCUUGCGCAGAGGACUAUAGGGUAUGUGGGAGCAGACCUCAACGCCCUGUGUAGGGAGGCUGCCAUGCAUGCUAUUCGAUACAACUCACAGGGUUCAAAAGAACAGCUUGUAGGCAUGAAACACUUCCAGGAAGCGUUGAAGACAGUGAGUCCCUCCUGCCUGAGGAGCAGCCUGGGCAGGACUGAGCUCUCUCCAAUCUCCUGGGAGCAGAUAGGAGGCUUGAAUGAGGUCAAACUCAAACUCAGACAGAGUAUUGAGUGGCCAAUGAAGUACCCUGAGGCAUUUGUUCGUCUGGGCCUGAGUCGGCCCAGGGGUGUGCUGCUGUACGGACCUCCAGGCUGUGCAAAGACCACCUUGGUCAGAGCAGCUGCCACCUCCUCCCACUGUUCAUUUCUGUCUGUCAGUGGGGCUGACCUCUACUCUCCAUUUGUCGGUGACUCAGAGAAGGCUCUAGCCCAGCUGUUUCGCCAGGCACGUGCCCAUACCCCUUGCAUCCUGUUCCUUGAUGAAAUUGACUCCCUGAUUGGCUCACGGUCAGGCAGUCAUACGCCUAACAGUGUGCAGACGCGCCUCCUGUCUGUUCUUUUGAAUGAGCUAGAUGGGGUAGGCGUUAAGACCCUGGAGAGGAGAGGAACAGAGAAGGAACUUCAGGCAGAGGGAGAGCAGGAGUGUCAUACACAUCAGCAGCUGGAUUAUCAGGAAGUAUGUAACAAAGAUGUGAUGAUUGUGGCAGCAACUAAUAGGCCAGAUACCGUAGACAGCGCCCUCCUCAGGCCCGGCAGAUUAGACCACAUCAUCUAUGUGCCACCACCUGACGAGCAGGCUCGUCUUGCCAUCCUGAAGGUGUGUACAGACACAAUGCCUGUGGAUGCAGAUGUGUAUCUGGAGGCACUCGCCACACAUACUGAGCUUUACUCAGGAGCAGACCUGGAAAAUCUGUGCAAAGAGGCUGCUCUAUUGGCCCUCCAAGAGGAGAACAUGGAGGUUUCUUCAAUUAAAUACAAAUACUUCCUCAAAUCGCUCAGCAAAAUGAGCCCCUCACUCACUGCUCAACAAAUCCACAUGUAUCAAACACCCCUUAGAUGACAAAUUGGAGCUAUGUGUCUUUUUACACAUAUAAUAUAGUGUGCUACCAUAAGAAUGUCUAUAAAAUAAAAUUUCCAUUUGUUU